GUUUAAAGGUAGUUCUUUUAACGAGUAAAUCGCGUUACACGUGUUGCUACAACUGUUUACAUAGUGCACCUGUAAGUGGACGUAUUAGAAAGAGCUUUGAAACAGACUUCAAAGCUGUAAGUGUAAAAAGUUGGCUGGGUGUUAACAAUGACAAGAAAAAUUGCAUAUGCGUUAUUUAAACAGUUAUAGCAACACUUGGGGACGUGAAACGCUAUAUUUAUCAGAACCCUGCUACUUCCUCUAAGAGUAGCCCUUGUUCCCAAAGAGACCCGACUUCAAAAUAAAUAUUUUUUUAUUGUACGUUGGGAUCAUUAAAAUGCAUGGUUAGUUGUGACCUAUCAUUUUAUUUUCAUGCUGUUUUUAUAAGACCAUUUUGCAGCCCUUCCCUUAAAUUUGCAGAUUACCUAACAUUUCGUUUUUUAGCUUUUUUUUUCAUAGAAAUGCAAAGGAUCUUUUCCUGAAAAUUUGAAAAAAUUCAGAGUGUUCAACAAAAACAACAUAUUUAUUACCCUGCACACUUUUUUUUUUUUUUUUUUUUUAAACCUAGGGACUGUACUUUCUAACUAUUAAAAGUCCACAUUGAAUUAUUGCAAGAUUUUUCCAUUUGUCUCUUAAAACUCCAUUAGUGUGACGCUUUAAGCAGUUUUAGUGAACUUUUUUGUGUUCUGUUUAGAUGUGCAAGUUCUCGGCAGGAAGCUGGCGUUUACAAAGUGGGAGACAUGAGUAAAAAAAUAAGAAAUGUAAUAUCAUAGGGAAAAUAACACAGUAUGUUAUGGGGAAGACCUCUAAUUAAAUAAGCAAUGCUGGCAACAUAAAUGCACACAUUACAUAUCCCAAUAUGCGCUAAUGCUAGAGUUAUAAUUCCACUAGCUAGUGCAAUGAUAACCUAGAGCUAACCUUAACUGUAAGCUACAGAAGCAACACUGUUUUAAGAAUUUCGAAUUUAUAGCACUGCUAAAAUGAUAUAUAUUUUAGUUUUCACAGCAUUUUAAUAGGGACCCGUACCAAAUGUAAGCAUUGCAAUAGUUCUUUGUAAGAAUGAAUAAAGAGAACCUUUGGAUUUGAAGGUUGUUGCACUGCUUUCUAACGUUACCUCUUGGCUUGCCUCGAGGUGAAGGUACGCCUCGCAUCCUGAAGGCUGUCGCCCUGCAAUAAAGACACCUUUGUGACUCGGCCAGCGUGCAGACAGCUUUCCGGAGAUUUGUUGCAGCCAAACUGACCUAUUGCCACUUGAUGCACAGCUGGGGGUGGCUCUCCCCACACUGGAAUGCUGCUGCUGCUGGUAGAGAUCACCUACUGUGCCCAGAGAAAUUAUGAGCGUUGAGCAACAGCCUGCUAUCUGGUAGCAGCACCGAAAACACAGAGAAAUAAUCCACUCAUCAAGUGAAUAACUCAUUCUUGUUUGACUGUGGCGAAGACUUUUAUUUCUCUGUUUCCUUUCAUUAAAUACAUGUGCUACUUUGUGACUGGCAGCUGGAAAGGGCACAGUAAAGCUGGAAUUUGCCACCUGUAAGUAUCAUGUGCUUCUCCUCUGCGUUCUUCAAGCUGCCGCGGAAAGUCAAGUUCUUGGUGCUGGUUGGCUUCUGCGUGAUGAUCCUGACUUGGAUCGCCACCUUUGGCAAUGUGACCAAUGCGAUCAGAGACCGUCCACGCUUGGUGGAGUUGGUGAGGUCACAGAAGGUUGUGACUGAGGGGUUGAGAAGUGCAGAGGAGUUGGAAUGGGGGAAUCGCCAUCCUUCUCUAGCCCCAGUGGCCACACUCCAGUCCUGCCCCGCACUUUCUCCUCAUCUACGUGGUCCGUUGGCACUCUUCUUCAAGCCCUCUCUAACACUGGCCGAGGUGGAGCGGGAGAAUGCCCGGGUGGUGGAGGGGCAGUAUGAGCCUCCGGAUUGCCAGGCCCGCCAGAGCGUUGCCGUUCUGAUCCCCCACCGCAGCCGUGAGAAGCACCUGCGCUACCUGCUGCAGCACCUGCACCCUUUCCUGCAGCGGCAGCAGCUGCACUACGCCAUCUACGUCAUCCACCAGGUACAGCAUGAUCCGAGGCAAACCACAACAUCUGAAGAGUGUAUACAAACUGUACAGCAAUUUAUCUCGCCCCCAUGUAAUGUUCAAGCUUGUGAGAAAGUUGAAAGUGUCAGGAAUUUUUUUUUUUUCAUUCAGACAUAAUUAAUAAAUGUGUAUGAUACUGCACCGCACAACUAUAAAACUGAA
Messenger RNA from Polyodon spathula (Mississippi paddlefish), 2211 nucleotides. Its product is annotated as beta-1,4-galactosyltransferase 4-like. Lineage: Eukaryota; Metazoa; Chordata; Actinopteri; Acipenseriformes; Polyodontidae. The record is from RefSeq and is a predicted model, not a curated record. Gene Ontology annotation, molecular function: glycosyltransferase activity. The transcript is spliced from 3 exons. The coding region runs from base 1519 to 2166 and encodes 215 amino acids. Gene Ontology annotation, biological process: carbohydrate metabolic process.